ACUUAUCAUCGCUUGUCAUCACCUCAAUUCAUUUCUUUAGUCACCACAACCAUCCUUCUGCUGCCUUGACCUACGCCUACAACACCCAUCAUCAUGGAUGACGCCCUUACUGUCAUGAACCUCUUCAGCACGACCAACAUGGGUCUUGCCGGAAGAUCCCAGGUCGACCCUGCCAUUCUGGUAGCUCUGUUCGGGAUAGCGCAGGUUAUGGGGGCACCCAUUUCGACCUUUGGAACUCCGAAACAAGAUGUCAACGUGAUCACUCUCCAGAACAAACUGAAUACCGCCGGCACUCAGCUUCGGGAGAUCCAGGACAGCUUGAAUCCCAUAGUGUACCAAUGCGGCAAGGACGUCAUCGACAAGCUCGAGAUGGCCAUGACCAAGCUCUACAGGCUGGCCGUCUUCAUCCGUGGCGAUUACGACAAUCGCGAGCCGGACACCACCCAGCGAGAUGAGCUUCUCGAGCAGGCCGUCCAGGCAUUCAAGGAGGUCGAGGACCGUGCGCAGGGCGGCUUGGAGAAGGUCGGCCAGCUCCACGCCCAGGUCAUGGAGAUUGAGAACAUGGUCAUCAACCCGGCCAAGCAAGAUAUUGACCUUUUGCUCGAGAACAACGACAACGAGUUGAAAAACGUGCAAGGCCAGAUCGCCAACGCUGAAAAAAGCUUCAGUGUCCUGCAAGACAGCAUAAAGAAGCAGUCGCAGGCAGUCAGUCGUCUUCAUGACAAGAUUUCUAGCAGCAAAGAUGCUAAGCUGGCCAGCGAUAUCUUUUUCUCCAUCAUCACCCUCGGCAUCGGCAACGCCAUCAACAAGGGCCCACUCGACCCCUUCCACCUACAACGCGAACUAGACGAAGCCAACCGGCUCUUAGAAGAUGCCCAAAGAAAGUACAAAGAAGCAUCAAACGAGCUGGACAAGUUGCGGGUGAAGCGCACGACGUUGGACACUCGACUGAGCGCCGCGAAGCAGACCGCGGCGCUCAUCCCAGGAGUCUCAACGUUGGCAGACACCACCAACACCAACUGCAUCAUGCUGCAGCAUCGGUUUGGGCCCCUCAAGGACAGAUCAGCCCAGCUGUUGCUCUCGGUGGGAAAAAUCCAGUCAGAUGCCACGGUGACCAAGGCCCUGGCCUACAGCAAGAAGGAAUUCGCUGUUGGGCUGCUGGAGAUUUGCAGGGACUCGCUCAUGGAUCAGGCGCUUCUGGAUGAGGCGACUAUGAUCAGGGAUGAGGUGAUGAAUGAGUACGGGGCCGCUAUCCCUGAUGAGGUUCAAGAGAUGUCUUCUGAAACUUCUGAGAGGAUGAGUCUCGUUGUUACGGUUCCCAGUAUCCGUGCCUGA
Messenger RNA from Neurospora crassa OR74A, 1335 nucleotides. RefSeq lists its product as hypothetical. NCBI's taxonomy places the organism in Eukaryota, Fungi, Ascomycota, Sordariomycetes, Sordariales, Sordariaceae. The coding region runs from base 94 to 1335 and encodes 413 amino acids. The transcript has 2 exons. The record is from RefSeq and is a predicted model, not a curated record.